UUUCUUUUUUCCAUUAUAUAAAUUCUCUUCUUCUUCCUCUCCGCCUCCGGGAUCGGUCACUCCACUCACAAAUCCAAUCCGCUGAGUUCAGAGAAACCGAGUCAAACAAAGCAAAUCCACCAAGAAAAAAAAAAAAAAACGACAUGUCGGACAGUGAGGAGCACCACUUCGAGUCCAAGGCCGAUGCCGGAGCCUCCAAGACUUACCCUCAGCAAGCUGGUACUAUUCGCAAGAAUGGCUACAUCGUCAUCAAGAACCGUCCUUGCAAGGUUGUUGAAGUUUCCACCUCCAAGACUGGCAAGCACGGUCAUGCUAAGUGCCACUUUGUUGGAAUUGACAUUUUCACUGCCAAGAAACUUGAAGAUAUUGUGCCAUCUUCCCAUAACUGUGAUGUUCCUCAUGUCAACCGUACUGACUACCAGCUGAUUGAUAUCUCUGAGGAUGGAUUUGUGAGUUUGCUGACUGAAAAUGGGAACACCAAGGAUGAUCUGAAGCUCCCAACUGAUGACAAUUUGCUGACCCAGGUUGGUUUCUAGUUGCUUUUUUUUUUGGGUCAAAG
This is a messenger RNA of Quercus lobata, 559 nucleotides long. Its product is annotated as eukaryotic translation initiation factor 5A-1-like. Gene Ontology annotation, molecular function: ribosome binding; translation elongation factor activity; RNA binding. NCBI's taxonomy places the organism in Eukaryota, Viridiplantae, Streptophyta, Magnoliopsida, Fagales, Fagaceae. Bases 144 to 536 code for a protein of 130 amino acids. Gene Ontology annotation, biological process: positive regulation of translational elongation; positive regulation of translational termination. The record is from RefSeq and is a predicted model, not a curated record. The transcript has 4 exons.